This is a messenger RNA of Triticum dicoccoides, 3370 nucleotides long. RefSeq names its product protein FAR1-RELATED SEQUENCE 5-like. The transcript is spliced from 7 exons. Bases 12 to 2393 code for a protein of 793 amino acids. NCBI's taxonomy places the organism in Eukaryota, Viridiplantae, Streptophyta, Magnoliopsida, Poales, Poaceae. Gene Ontology annotation, biological process: DNA transposition. Gene Ontology annotation, molecular function: transposase activity; DNA binding. The record is from RefSeq and is a predicted model, not a curated record.
GCACGGGCGCGAUGGCGGCUGACGGGGGAGAAGACAUGGAUGCUCUUUGCGAUCCAGAUUUGGGCUACUUGGCGCGGCCGCGAACUGCCCUCGCCCAAACUAAGGUGAACAGCUGCAUGAAUGAGGAUAUGCAUGAUAUGUGCAUUGGAAGCCAAGAAGCUCUGUUCAUGCAGCCAAACUUCUCUUAUGUGGCGCUGUUGAAGGGUUAUAUUGACCUAAAUGGAGACUCUCAGACAAUCAAUACCCAGGGACCGGAGUCGUGCUUGGGUGCUGCUGACAUUGGUCAAACAAGCGAUGCGGGUGAACCUCUUCUACAUUCACAACAAACAAAGGCGGCUCAGGUCUUGGGUGGCGACUACACGUCCAACAGCACACCAAGCCUUCAGGAUUUAGGCAUGAUGGGUGACUUUGUUGACGACCAGGACAAUUCUCCUGUGCAAAUGGAGGAUCUAGAUGCACAAACAACAGCUUUUGAAUUAUCCAAGGGAGGGGAUGAUAUAUCGUUUGAUGACUGUCAAGGAGAUCCAUGGAGGCCAACCCUCUUUGAUGAUAUUCGCUUGGAUCAAGUUGAUACAAACAAUGAAGGAAGAGACGGCUCUUCUGAGAGGGAGCAAAAUCAUACCUGGAAUCUCGAUUCUACGACAUGUGUGUAUGUUGGUUCCUCUAGACAGUCUCGAGAGGCGGGAACAUCAACUGAUGCAUGCCAUCUGCAAGUGCAAGACAACAAGAAUGAAGAUAAUGAAAUCAGUGAAGAAACAAUAGAAGAUUUUUUGGAAAAUGAAAGACGGGCCGCAGAAGGAGGGAACGACAGAACAAUUGAUAGCGAGCUGAAACCUGAAACAGGGAUGCAUUUUGCUACGAGGGAAGAAGCUCAAAAGUUCUUAAACUUCUAUGCCUUUGUAGCUGGUUUCUCCAUAUCUGUUGUGUCGACUGCCCGCACAACCAGCAAAAAAAGGGACAGAGAAGUUACAAGGGUAACACUGAAAUGCAACAAGUAUGGGCAUAAUACAGAGGCUGAAAUGGAAAACUUGUCUGUACAAAGAAAAAGCACUGUCAUAGCGAAGACAGACUGCAAAGCACACAUGCUAAUUUCUUUGAAAGAUGGAAGAUGGCACAUAACUAAACUCAAUCUUGAUCAUAACCAUGAGCUCAACCCUGGCAGUAGGUUUUUUAGAUCUCAUGUUUACAUGUCUGAUGAAGAGAAAGCAUUGAUCAGAACAAUGAAAAGGUGCAACAUACCUACGAGGAAGAUAGUGGCAGUAUUGGCGUACAUAAGAGGAGGAAUGGACAAGUUACCAUACAACAAAAGGAAAGUGAGUAACUAUGGUACCACAAUAAACAGAGAAUUGGAAAAUAGUGACGUCAUGGAAGUGCAGCAAUACUUCGAGAAGAAACAAGCUGAGAGCCCUGGAUUUUGCUACUCAAUGGAAGUAGAUGCAAAAAACAAGGUCCGGAGUGUGUUUUGGACAGAUGCUAGAUCUAGAAUAAUGUACCAAGAGUAUGGGGACUGCAUCAGCUUUGACACAACAUUCCUAACAAACAAGUACAACUUGCCGUUUGCACCGUUCGUUGGUGUUUCUCCACACGGGAAGACGUACUUGUUUGCUUGUGCCCUUAUUAUCGAUGAGACUGCUAACACAUUCAAGUGGUUGUUCCGGCAGUUCUUAGCAGCAAUGGGAGGCAAGGCACCCAAAACAAUAAUAACUGACCAAGACAGAGGAAUGGAAAAGACAAUAAAAGCUGUGUUUCCACAAGCAACACACAGAACAUGCUUGUUCCAUGUGAUGAAAAAAGCCGAAGAGAAAGGGUGCAGAGUGUUCCAACUGAAUCAAGGGUUAUAUGAGGACUUUCAUGACAUAGUGAAUAACUCAUUGACAGAGAGAGAGUUUGAAACACUAUGGCAAACAAUGAUUGAAAGUUACAAUGUGGGUGAGGUGAAAAUUUUCCAAGACAUGUGGGAAGCAAGGAAAAAAUUUGUGCCAGUGUACUUCAAGACAAAGUUUUUCCCAUUCAUCCAAACAACAGCUAGGAGUGAGGGCACAAAUGCUUUGUUCAAGAAGGGGGUUGGUGCACAGUUCAGCAUGACAAGCUUCCUACGAGAAUACCAGAUAAUACUAGACAACAUCCAUGCAAAUGAGGAUGAGCUUGACCAUAAUGCAAAGCACAAAAAAGUUUCCUGGAAAUCAUUCAACACUAAGUACUACAUCGAGAGACAAGCACACAGCCUGUACAACAUAAGCAUCUUCAGAAAAUUUCAGCUCAUUCUGAAUGAUGUAACAAGACUGCAAAUUAGAGAAGAGGAAAAAAAUGAAACUAUACAUGUUAUACCAGGCAAAGAACUACUACAAACAAGAACACAAGACAAGGCUUUAUGUGGUGCAAGUGGAUACUGAGAAAGAAGAUUACUCCUGCAUUUGUUGCAAGUUUGAAAAGGAUGGCAUUUUGUGUUCUCAUAUUCUGAAAGUGAUGCUGCACCUUGAGGUGGAUAAGAUACCAGACAAAUACAUAAUAGACAGAUGGAGGAAACAAGGCAAGAAAAUGAAUAAACCCAAGGAGAUUCCACUCAUAUUAGAUAAUGACAAACUGAGAUACAAUGUCCUAGGGAUGAAGCUAAUGGAGCUUGGCUCAAACGCAUCAAAGAGUCAAAGGAAGUUUGAAUACCUGGUAUCAGAAAUGUUCAGGAUUCAACAACACUUAAUUGAUAUGGAUAGAGAAGGAGAAGAAGAGAUGGAUGGGCAAGGAGAACAAACAGAGGAGAGCAACAAAUCCAACAAGACAAUAGGCACACUGACAACUAUGGUGCAGAGUGGGGGCAGCAAUUCAACUGUUGGGCUAUUGAAUCCUGAUAAGGCACACACAAAAGGGCGCCCAUGAAUGAUGACCAUACAAGAACGCAUAAAAACCAAGACAUUCUACAAGUGCAGCCACUGUAAUGAUCCGGGUCACACAAAAAGGAAAUGCACUAAUCUGGAUAAAGUAUACGACAUCCCCAAAAAGAAGAGAUCUAGGAAGACAAACCAGCCAAGCACGGCUGAUGGAGGGCAAGGACGACAGAAUGCUAGAAGGGAAAAGAACAAAGAGAUCAACGCUACCAACAUACCUACCGAUGAGGUCUCCCAACUGCAGCAAUGACGUGGCUCCUACCCUGCAACUCUAACUCCAUCUGCUCGUACCCUGCAUGGAUAGAGAACAAAGGAGUAGUCAGGACUAUUUACAUUUUCUGAUUGUACAAACUUAUUGAACAAAGGAAGGAAAAAAUGAGGUGCCGAAGCAAAGAAGUAGAGAGUGACUAAGCGAAUGGGAGGGACUUACCGAGCACAAUUUAUUCCUUUUAGGUACCGACUGCAAGAUUAAAAUAAGAAACUACAAA